UGCUGAAUCAUUUUUUGUUUGUUAAUCUUAAUCACUGUAUUUCCUGUAUUCAAUUGAGGUUCUCAAACAGAAUAUAUUACAGAUAUGAGCCGACUUUUUCAAUUAAAAAAUUACUGUAAAGAAUUCCAUCAAUUAUUCAUACCAAAAUAUUGUUUUUUACUCCAGUACUCGCCAGAAAAUCCUUGCAAUGAUCACUAAUAGAAUUUAAACGCAACAUUAUUGUAGAUAUUUAUUAAUUUCUGUGUACAUAACCUUGGUCGGGUGUUUAAUAACUUCAUUGAUUUCAAAUGGCUUAAAAACGAUAUCUGUUAAUCCGUUAUUUUGAGCUAAAUACAAAUGUUUACUUCUAGAAAAAAUUAAAGAAUGGUAAAUGAGGAAGUGGUGGAGACCAAUAAAAAACCUCAACCUAUAUUUAAGAAUCCCACGUUUCAUAAAAAAUUUCGCCCUAUAAGCAGUUCUGGGAAAAAAAGAACAUGGCGUUCCCUCAAGCAAGUACUAGCACAGGAACGUACUCUACCUUGGCCUCCUGAAGUAAUUCACUACAGCUCCAUCAAUGCUCCACCUAGCUUCAAACCAGCAAAGAAGUAUUCUGACAUUUCUGGAUUACCAGCAAGGUACACGGAUCCACAGAGUAAGUUAUAUUAUGCCACGGCAGAGGAAUUUGCCACAGUUCGCAGCUUACCGAUGGACAUAACCGCAGGAUAUUUAGCAUUAAGAGGUGCCUCUAGUAUUGUCGGUUAGUUUUGUAAUUGUUGUAACUAUCAUGUAUUCGAUGUUGAAAUAACACAAUAUUGACAAA
Orussus abietinus is the source of this 799-nucleotide messenger RNA. Its product is annotated as INO80 complex subunit C. The record is from RefSeq and is a predicted model, not a curated record. Gene Ontology annotation, cellular component: Ino80 complex. NCBI's taxonomy places the organism in Eukaryota, Metazoa, Arthropoda, Insecta, Hymenoptera, Orussidae. Bases 364 to 741 code for a protein of 125 amino acids. Gene Ontology annotation, biological process: chromatin remodeling. The transcript is spliced from 3 exons.